Molecule: messenger RNA, 5658 nt
Organism: Hippocampus zosterae (dwarf seahorse)
Lineage: Eukaryota; Metazoa; Chordata; Actinopteri; Syngnathiformes; Syngnathidae
Gene: itga9
Product: integrin, alpha 9
Exons: 28
Coding region: 280-3357 (1025 amino acids)
Biological process (GO): cell adhesion mediated by integrin; cell-cell adhesion; integrin-mediated signaling pathway
Cellular component (GO): integrin complex; external side of plasma membrane
Molecular function (GO): integrin binding
Source: RefSeq, a predicted model, not a curated record
GUUUGAUGUUGGGUGACAGCGUUUAUCUCCAUGUUAGACUGACUGCCAGCUGCGGCAACUUUAUCAGACGGACUCAGAAUGGAGAGAAGCUGACGCACUGUUAUUCUCUGGACCGUUAACUUUCUUCGCGAAGAUUUUCCCUCAUGCCAUUACAACCUACGUGACAGCGCUCCACAUUAUUUUGGGAACUUUUUGACCCGCUUACAACCGACUUUUCCUUAUUGUUUUACCAUCCUUUUGGACAGUUAGUGCGUAAUUACGCAGCGUACGCAAAAAGGAAUGGCUUCUCGUCGUAGACAAAAAACGGGAGUACAAACAAUUUUACAUGCGUGCCUCUCUAUUUCUGUGGUUUUCUCAUACAACAUAGACUUGGAACAUCCGUUGGUCUUCCGUGGACCCAAUUCUAGUUUUUUUGGCUACUCUGUGCUGGAGCAUUAUCAUGACAACACACGCUGGGUCAUAGUUGGGGCUCCAAGGGCGAACUCUACCUACAGUAGCUCCGUGCACGCUCCUGGUGCUCUGUUCAAGUGCAGAGUCCACAGCAACCCGGAGCGCCGAUGCACAGAGAUGGACUUGGGAAGAGGAAACAAGCCCAGAGAGUCGUGUGGGAAGACUUGCCAAGGGGACAGAGACGACGAGUGGAUGGGAGUAAGCCUGGCGCGUCAGAACAGAGCCGACGGCAGAGUACUGGCAUGUGCCCACCGCUGGAAAAAUGUCUACUACGACUCAGAGCAUAUCCUCCCGCAUGGAUACUGCUCGAUCAUCCCGCCGAAUCUCCAGGGCAGGACACAGCCCCUCAUCCCAUGUUAUGAAGAUUAUAAGCAGAAGUAUGGGGAAGAGCACGGCUCCUGCCAAGCUGGGAUAGCGGGAGUUUUUAGAGAGGAGCUGGUGGUGAUGGGGGCCCCUGGGUCUUACUACUGGACCGGGACAAUUAAGGUUUACAACCUGACGUCUGACACCUUCUACAGUCCAAACAAAGAUGAUAUUGACUCACACAGAUACAGCUACCUUGGCUAUGCUGUGACUGCGGGACACUUCUCUUCACCGAAUGUGAUUGACAUAGCGGCAGGGGCGCCUCAGCACAAUAGCAGCGGGAAGGUUUACAUUUUCAAAAUUGAUGGCGUGUCUUUGGUGAAGAGUUUUCAAGCCUCAGGGAAAAUGAUGGGCUCUUACUUUGGCUCCUCAUUGUGUGCAGUUGAUCUGAACAAAGACGGCCUGUCAGACCUGCUGGUGGGGGCACCCAUGCACAGCCAGCUACGGGAUGAAGGCCGUGUAUCUGUGUACCUCAGCAAGGGCAAUGGAGUGAUGGAGGAGCAGGCCAUUUUGAGCGGAGACAAUGCUUACAACGCCCACUUUGGAGAGUACAUUUCCGCGAUUGGAGACAUCGAUGACGAUGGCUACCAAGAUGUAGCCAUAGGAGCUCCCAAAGAGGAUGACUGUAGUGGAGCUGUUUAUAUCUAUCACGGGGAUGCCGCAGGAAUCAUCAGCAAAUAUUCCAUGAAAAUAACUGGGCGUGGUUUCAACCCUGGUCUCCAGAUGUUUGGACAGGCAAUAUCUGGCAGUGUGGAUAUGGACAGUAAUGGAUACACAGAUGUCACAAUUGGAGCUUUCAUGACGGAUAGUGUUGUGCUACUGAGGUCCCGGCCUGUCAUUACAGUGGACGUCACCAUCUUUUUACCUGUGUCCAUCAACAUUUCUGUACCUCAGUGCCACGAAGGCCAGAACAUAAACUGCUUCAUCAUCACCGUUUGCAUGCGCUUCCAUGGAAGACAACUACCUGGACAAAUAGAGUUGCUGUACAACCUGACGGCUGAUGUGGAUAAGAGACAAAAGAGCCUGCCUUCACGCGUCUACUUCAUUCAGAGUGGCUCUCAGAUCAGCCAAAAGAGCGAGCGGCUCAAAUUGGACAUCAACAAGGAUGAGUGCCAGCGCUACACUGCCUAUGUCAAAAAAGAUGUGAAGGACGUGUUCACAGCCAUCACGUUUGAGGUGGCAUACAGCCUUGGGAAGCAUGUGGUAGGUGGACAUCAGGAUGGAGACUUGCCUGCUCUCACCCCUGUGCUUCGGUGGAGGAAAGGAAACAAGAUCGCAGUGAGGAACGAGACUUGGUUUGAGAAGAACUGCCUGUCAGACGACUGUGCUGCAGACCUGCGUCUCCAUGGAAAGCUGUUGCUGUCUGGGGCACACAGCAGGCCCCAUUUGGCCCUGGGAGGAGUAAGGAACGUCUCGUUGAACUUGACCAUCUCAAAUGCCGGAGAUGACGCCUACGACACCAACGUCUAUCUCAACUUCUCCCGAGAGGUUUUCUAUAUCAACUUCUGGCAAAAGGAAGAGAAGGGCAUUUCCUGUGAACUUGUCGACUUGGACUUCCUCCGAUGCAGCGUGGGAUUUCCCUUCAUGAGAGCACAGACAAAGUAUCAUUUUGCAGUCCUCUUUGACACCACUCAGCUCUCUGGGGAAAAUGACACUUUGCAGUUCUUGGUGCAAGCAAAGAGUGCCAAUCCGGAGCACAAACUCUCUGACAAUAUUCUGGAUCUGUCAAUCCCGCUGAUUCAUGAGACUGACACAACAAUUACAGGUGUAGUGACACCGAACUCCUUUGUGUAUGGAAACUCCAUUGACACCUCGCGCUUCGUCCAGCUUGAAGACAUGGAGUGCAGCUUCCAGCCUCUCAAUGUCACUUUCCAGGUGAUAAAUAACGGGCCCAGCCGGCUGCCGGGCUCCACCGUGGUCAUCAGGAUACCCAAUCGGCUAGCUGGCAAUGGAGCAGAUAUGUUCCACAUUUUGGAGACGCAGGUGGCAGGCAGCCGAGGAAACUGCACCCCACAUCGGAACCCGACACCUUGCACAAUUCCCCAGGACCGAGAGAGCAUCUUUCACACUAUAUUUGCCUUUUUCACCAAAUCAGGCCGCAAAGUCUUGGAUUGUGAACGACCGGGAAGAGCGUGUAUGACCAUUUCCUGCAGUCUGGGGCCGCAGCUGAAAGAAGAAGCUUUGAAUAUAGACAUAAAGCUUUUACUCAAUACUGAAAUUCUGAAGACGGAUACUUCCUCUGUGAUUCAGUUUGUGACACGAGGCCAUGUGCAAGUAAAUGACAGGACGGUGGAGGUGCCCAAAGGCCUGCCAGAAGACAUCGCUCUGAUCUUCGAGGCGCUGCACAGUCAAGAGCCCAGAGGCUAUGUUGUGGGUUGGAUCAUCGCCAUCAGUCUGCUAGUGGGGAUCCUCAUCUUUUUGCUCCUAGCUGUGCUGCUAUGGAAGAUGGGUUUCUUCCGUCGGCGGUAUCGCGAGAUCAUCGAGGCCGAGAGGAACAGGAAGGACAGCGAUGAUAGCUGGGAUUGGAUGGAAAAGAACCACUGAGACACAUGCUGGCAAAGGUGGCGGGGGUCCCUGUGCCGCCAAAGAGAUUUCGGGAUCGGGUCGUGAUGAAUUCAAUGGCAUGGGGCUCCUUUUCAGCCCAGCCACCGGGCCCAUCAAGCCUUCCAUAUGUGGAAGAAGAAGAAUAUUCUCCAUAUUUUCUGGAGACUUGAUAUGUUUUGGGGAGGGGGGACUUUCGAGGUGACAGCGUGGCCUGCCAGAGGAUGACGAACUACGACAAUUUGCAGCUGGCGGUGUGGAGCCGCCGGUUAAAAGUCCGAAUGUGGAUACUGGUGGACAACAAAAACCUCAGGGCUGUGUUACAUAGCAACUUUAUUUUUGUACACUUUAAGCCAUAUUGUGCAAAAAGUGGUCAUGGAGAGGAGUUUGGGCCAUUGUGUCUGUAGUAUGUUUUCCUAAAAGCACUGAUGUCUGAUAUGCCUGAAUGCCUCAGCUACGGAGUAUAUCCUGCCCAGAACAGAUUAGACAUAUUCCUUAUAUUGAGAGUGGGCGAUUGUGUCUUCACAUUGACCAUCGUUAAAAGCUAUUGUUGUCGUCGAGACACAAAAAACACACGCACACACACGGUUUAAAACACUGUAGCCUCUGCUGCUGUCUGCAGAGUUGGCCCGCAAGUGCAGUGAAUGGGCUGGCUGAGGCUGUUAGAAAUAGUAACACUUUAUGGGUCAUGCUUUUUCCUCUUCUACACCGGUGUUUGCCAACAUUUCUUGAGCCAAGACACAUUUUCACGUUCAUCUCGAGUGGCAUCAGCAUUGAUAAGCAAGUACUGUAGCUCACUUUCGGUGAUGUUUCGUAUGAAGGAUUUUUGCUUGUGUAAUGUGUUAGUGAUUCCUAAAAUAAGUGCUCCGUAUGAAGAUGACCAACCCCCAAAUAAAUAGCGGUAAAUAGCAACUCACUGGCCACAACAUUAGGUACAACUUUAUGUUCUCAUUUCAUCUGCUGCAGUGGAACCGCCGAAGUGGAACUUAGUCCGUACCGUUAUACUAGUUGUACUAGAUUCAAAACAAAAAUAAAGAAAAUUAAUUUGUCCCAUUCUUUAAUUUAAUAUCUUGAUAAAAACCUUUAUUAAACUGUACAGACAUGAUUUAACAAGCACUUUUUAAUCAUCUUAACGGCCAUACAAGCAUAAAAAGAAGUUAAGCACUGUAUAACAAAACUAAUUACAAAUAGUAAAACUACACCACUUUUUUACACAAUAACAAACAAUUCAUUCUGUGUAGGCAGCGUUUUUUUUUUUUUUUUAGUUCGAUUUGAUUGCGCUGACGUACCUAAUGUUGGGCCCAGAGUAUCCUAAUGGAUCAUGUUCUAAAUUCUCAAUGAAAUGUUUAACUUGAUACAAUGAGAUAAGAUGAUGUUAUGAUUUAUGUGCACGCUGAUCCCGAUUCGACGACAGCUGCGAGUAUUGAGUUUGACUAUGAUGUUAAAGUAUACUAAUACUGUAGCUAUAGUAUCGUAUGGAGUCUGGGGUAAGAAACCUGAGCUUCAUGGCCCACCGCAGCCUGAUGUAUAUAUGGGAUUGGACCCCCUCCUGGGUCUUUAGUAUGAGUCAUGCCCUAAAAAUAGGUGGUGAUGGGCUACAUUAAAUAAUUACACUCGAAUUAGCCUUUUAGGGCUUUUUUUGACAAGAACAGAAGCAAACCGAUAGGCGAAUAAUAAUAUAUUUGCUGUCAUCCAAUUGCCUCGCAGCUUUGGGGCCUGGGUGACUGAGAAUCUACACAGAUGUAAAGAAGUAUUUUAGCAAGUACAUUAUUUCUUUGGGAUAUUGUGACUCAAAGUUUAAAAAAAGAAAAAGACUUGGGCAAUUAUUCUCUUAGGAUCACGAAACAUUACCGAACUGCUUCCAAUAAAGUGUUUAACUGCGCUCAGCCAUGCCAUUUUGACUUAAUACAGAAUACAGUGAAAGGGAAUGUAUAUAAAAUGACCCCCAACAUGUAACAGCUGUAAGUAUUUUAAACAUUCGACCAAUUGACAUUGACAAGACCUCCAGUGGAAAUUUAGAUUUAGGUUUAAAUGCACCUGUAAUUCAGACUUUCUUCAGGGCUGCAGUGUUGAGAGGCACACUGAGAUUUUUUUUGAACUUCCUGUUGUGUUGUGUUAAUUGGACUGGCCACGCUUUUGUUACCAAUUCCACUGUCUUGACAGCAUAUACUUGGUACACCGUCAUGUCUUCAAUCCGCUUCAUUACCGAUUCAAACCUGAAUGCCGAACCAAGGGACACUUGACGUUUCGUUUUGUUGGGGGUGAAUUUGAACUGUGAUUAAAAUAGUUUUUGGUGGUUUCUUA